Trichechus manatus latirostris (Florida manatee) is the source of this 5970-nucleotide messenger RNA. Its product is annotated as KIAA0586 ortholog. The record is from RefSeq and is a predicted model, not a curated record. The coding region runs from base 256 to 4935 and encodes 1559 amino acids. NCBI's taxonomy places the organism in Eukaryota, Metazoa, Chordata, Mammalia, Sirenia, Trichechidae. Gene Ontology annotation, cellular component: centriole; ciliary basal body. Gene Ontology annotation, biological process: smoothened signaling pathway. The transcript has 33 exons.
GUGGGUGGUGACCCGCGGGCAACCGAAGCUGUUGUUUGGUUGGAGGGCUGACUGAGCGUUUGCCGGGCUCUUUGGAGACGCGGAGGGGUGAAUUUUGUUGUUCGAUGGUUGCAUCUGAAAGGAUUCAUUGGCAUGUUGCAUUAAUAGACUGAGAUUAAUGGUCCUCAAGGCCGUGAAAAUUUUGUUCUGAAGUAUUAGGACCCUGAAGAAAGUUCUUCCGUUCAGAACUGUGGGACUAGUUUUAUUACCAACAAUAUGAAAGGCUCGGAAGUUAGCCUGGAAAAGAAAAAAAAGGUUCAAAUACCACUGAGGAGACUUCGUGAGGUAGUGUCUCCAAAUCCAGGAGAUAAUUUGGCUUUGCUGAAAGAUGAUUUACCCUGUGUUCCUCCUGCGUUGUCUGCAAAUAAACGUCUUCCUGUUAAAACGGGGACUGACUUGGAUGGAACAUUACAUGGUUCAUCAGAUUUAACUUCUGCUAGAAAUUAUCACCAGCCUCAACUAGAAAAUCUCACUAUGUCAGAAAGUAUGAAGGAUUUUUCUAAAGAUGUUGCAGCACAAGUGUCGCCUUUGUAUAAAACAGAAGAGAGCAACAGACAAAAAGCAAAUGACAUCUUUAUUUCUCAGUACACCAUGGGACAGAAAGAUGCUCUAAGAGCAGUUUUAAAGCAAAAAGCUCAAAGCAUGCCUGUUUUUAAGGAAGUAAAGGUACAGCUUUUAGAAGAUGCAGGUGCAGAAAAGGACACUGUUACUCAGGAGACUAGAACUUCACCCAGUGGAAUUGAUUCAGCUACAACUGUGGCUGCAGCAACUGCUGCUGCCAUUGCAACAGCAGCUCCAUUGAUAAAAGUGCAGAGUGAUCUGGAAGCAAAAGUCAAUUCUGUUACAGAAUUACUUAAUAAGUUACAAGAGACUGAUAAACAGUUACAACGUGUUACAGAGCAGCAAACAAACAUUCAGAAUAAACAUGAGAAACUUCAUUGUCAUGAUCAUGAAAAGCAAAUGAAUGUGUUUAUGGAGCAGCAUAUUAAGCAUCUUGAAAAAUUACAACAACAACAAAUGGAUAUUCAGACUCAUUUUAUUAGUGCUGCACUCAAGUCUAGUAGUUUUCAGCCUGUUAGUAUACCCCCUUCCAGAGCAGUGGACAAGUAUUUUGUAAAACCAGAACAUCCUAAUCUUGGUAGCCGUGAUGUAUCUUCACAUAAUACAUUCACUUUCAAACAAGCACCUUCAAGAGAGGUUGAAGAUAUGGAUUUUGAUAAACAGAAAUCUUCUUUGGAGACACCAGCACCUCGCAGGUUUGCUCCUGUACCUGUUUCAAGGGAUGAUAAAAUAUCAAAGAGAGAAAAUCCUGUGGAAGAAAAAGAAAAUAUGGAGAUGUCAGUUCAUAGAGGAAAUGUAAGACUAUUGGAACAAAUUUUGAAUACCCAUGAUACUCUGACAAGAAAAAAUGAAUCUUCAGAUAAAGCCUUACUAACUGUGUCAAACAUAGGAUGGAAUCCUGAGAGGAAAGACAGCAUUGGCACUCUACCUUCUCAAACAUUUCCCUCCUAUGAAGAGCUAGGAACAACUAAAGUGACUAUCCAGAAAUCUGAUGAUGUUCUUCCUGAUUUUGGCCAAAAGAAGAAUGAAACAAAUGGCAUGCUUCAGUCAAAAGAGUCUUUGAUUAUGUCAAGGCUUGCUGAUCAGAAUUCAGCUAAACUUCAGACAACUAAAACAACAAGAUCUGUAUUGAAAGAUGCAGAGAAGAUUUUGAGAGGAGUACAAAACAAUAAAAAAGUACUUGAAGAAAACCUGGAAGCUAUUAUUCGUGCAAAGGACGGAGAUGCCAUGUAUUCAUUUAUCAACGCUCUAUCAACCAGCAGAGAGAUGUCAGAGAAGAUUCGGAUCAGAAAAACAGUAGAUGAAUGGAUUAAAACUAUUUCUGCAGAAAUUCAGGAUGAGCUGGCAAGAAAAGAUUAUGAACAAAAGAGAUUCAACCCCAAGAAUCAAAGGACCAAGAAAGCACAAAAUAUGAGUAAAGAUAUUAAAACCAAUAUGCAAGACAAAACUGUAAAUAAUGCCAUAAUUCCAAGCAAGACGUCUCAAAAACAAAUAGAGGAGCAUUUUAGAAAUCCACCUAUGAGGAACAUGCCUGCUUCAAGCUUACAGAAAGAGAGAAAAGAAGGACUUUUGAAAGCAACCACAGUGAAACAAGAUGAGAAUUAUAUGUUACAAAUUUAUGGAAAACCAGUUUAUCAGGGCCAUCGCAGCACUCUUAAAAAAGGACCAUAUCUCAGAUUUAAUUCUCCUUCUCCUAAAUCCAAACCACAGAGACCAAAAGUAAUAGAACGAGUUAAAGGCACUAAAGUAAAGUCAAUAAGAACACAAACUGACUUUUAUACAACAAAACCUGCGAAGGUGGAUUCUAAAAUACGGCAUUCCCUUACUACUCUACCUCAUGUUGAUCAGCAGCAAUAUUUGUUUAGCCCAAGCAGAGAAAUGCCUACUCAUUCAGGUACACUAGAAGGUCAUCUCAUUCCUAUGGCGAUUCUUUUAGGACAAACCCAGAGUAAUAGUGAUACCAUGCCACCUGCUGGAGUAAUUAUAAGCAAGCCACAUCCUGUAACUGUGACUACUUCUAUUCCUCCAUCAUCUCGAAAACCAGAAACUGGCAUAAAGAAACCUAACAUAGCAGUUGUAGAGAUGAAGUCAGAAAAGAAGGAUCCUCCUCACCUUACUGUACAGGUAUUACCCAGCGUAGAUAUUGACAGCGUUUCAAAUGGUAGUGUUAAUGUCAGUCCAUCUCUUCCUAGUCCCAGAGAAGCAUCUUCUCCUCCUUUGAAAACCUGGAUACAGACUGCUGAAAUUACAAAGGUGGAUGAAGAAGAAGUGAAGUUUCCAGGAACUAACUUUGAAGAAAUAAUUGAUGUCAUACAGGAAGAAGAAAAAUGCGAUGAAAUUCCAGAAUACUCUGAACCUAUUCUGGAAUUUGAUAGAAGUGUUAAAGCUGUUUCUACAAAAUAUAAUGGUCCUCCAUUUCCACCAGUCGCUUCUGCUUUUCAACCCACUGCUGAUAAUUGGGAUAAAGUAAUUGAGAGAAAAGAAACAUUGGAAAAUAGCUUAAUUCAAUGGGUAGAACAAGAAAUAAUGUCAAGAAUUAUCUCUGGGCGCUUCCCAAUCCAGCAACAGGUCGCACCUAAUGUCAGUGUUUCAGUCAGCGAGGAAAGUGAACCAUUGACCUCUGACAUUGUGGAAGGAGCAAGCGGUGGUGCCCUCCAGCUUUUUGUUGAUGCAGGGGUUCCUGUGAAUUCAGACACAAUUAGCCGUUUUGUGAAUGAAGCUCUCGCAGAAACCAUUGCUGUUAUGCUAGGUGACAGAGAAGAAAAGAAGCAAGGUCUCGCUGCUACAAGUGUUCCUGGGGAUGUUUCGACAAGUGAAACAUACUUGCCGGCAAGAGUGUGCACCCCAGUAGCUACCCCACAGCCUACUCCUUCUCGCUCACCUUCAUCACCUCCUGAGGAGCGUGUGUUGGUAAAAACUCCAGAUUCUUCUCCCUGUGAUUCAGAACAUGAUGAAGCUUUUCCUGUUAAAGAACUAUUUGCUGAAAAAGGAAAUGAUAUGCCUGCCGCCACACUUGUUAAUACACCAACAGUUACUCCUGCUGCUACACCUCCUUCAGCAGCAGCUCUUACCCCGACUUUGUCAGAGAUUUCCAUUGACAAAUUAAAGAUAUCAAGCCCAGAGCUUCCAAAGCCAUGGGGUGAUGGAGACCUGCCUCUGGAGGAAGAGAAUCCUAACUCUCUUAAUGAAGAACCUGUUCACCCAGGAGCUAUUGUAAUGUCUGUGGCUAAGGAUGAAGAACCUGAGAGCAUACAUUUCCCUGUUCCACCUGCACCUGUAGAGCCAAUUCCCUUGACACCCUUUCCUGAUGCUGCCAAGGCCCCUUCCUCCAUACAGACGCCAAGUUCAGAGUCAUCAACACUGGAGAGCACUACUGUCACGGAAACCGAAACUUUAGAUAGACCCAUCUCUGAAGGAGAGAUUUUAUUUAACUAUGGUAAAAAAUUGGCUCCCAAGAUUUUAGGAGAUGGGGGACUGUAUCCAACAAACCUAAAUGAUAGCUUAUCCAGUACUCUAAUUGAUGCCCUUGAAAUGGAAGAUGAUCAUCUCAGUGAAGGGCAAGUGAUUAGGAUGCCCCAUAAAAAAUUUCAUGAAGAUGCAUUUCUUUCUCUUUUUGCUAAACAAAACCAGGAAUCAUUGGUUUCACAGCAAGCAGUCUAUCAUUCAGAGGACUUGGAAAAUAGUGUGGGUGAACUUAGUGAAGGACAAAGACCCAGGCUGACCACAGCAGCAGAGAAGAUCUUAAUGGGACAUUCUGUCUAUAUGCAGCAGCCUGUUGCUAAUGCAGAGUCUUUGAAUAAAAAAUGUGACCCUAAGCCAUUAUCUCAGCAAUUUGACACCAUUUCAGGAGGUGUUUAUGAAGAUUCAUGUGCUAGUCGUGGUCCAAUGAGUUUGGGAGAAUUGGAGUUGCAGCCAAAUUCUAACCUUGUUCCUCCCGCAACACUUCUGACAACACAAGAAAAUGAUGUUAAUUUGCCAGUAGCAGCUGAAGAGUUUUCUCAGUACCAACAAAAGCAAGACCAGGAUGUUGAACACAAACAAGUUGAACACAAACCAACACAAAGUCGUUUAAUACAUGUGAGAAGUAAAUCUGACAUUUCACUGUCACAGCGACAAGCUUUACCAGGUGAUACGGAUCAGAUACAAAUUGAGCCCAAUCUAUACCUUGCAUCUGUAUUUACAGGUGGUAAAGCAGUGCCACUCUUCACUUCGCAGGCACCACCUGCUAAGAUGUCCGUAACGCUGCCCUCAGUGAACCUGGAGGACUGCUCUCCGACUCUGAGCGUCAGUACAGUUCAGGGUGACACGGACUCCUCAGGAGCAGAUACCUUCUGAAUGGGAACGGAGUGCAAACACAAUAUUUAUACCACUGGUUUUGAGGUCAUUUUACUCAGGCAUAAAACCACUUCUUAGACUAUAUUGAUCUUUGAGCAUAUUCUCAAAAACCGUCUCUAAUUUUUUAAUUAAAAUGAAAGGCAUGUCUUGUGUAUGUAGGUAAAAUUUUAAAAUAAAGCCAUUUAAAUGUAAGUCAUCAUGGGUCUGGCUGUUUCUUAAAAGCAGAGAAUGGUGGUAAGGACAUAACUUUUAGCAUCUAAUAUUGAUCCUACAAAUACAACUUUUGUAUGUACUUACGAAAUUAUGUAGCUCAAAGUUAUUCAUUCCAGCAUUGUUUAUAACAGCAAAAUAACUGGAAGCAACCUAGUGCCUAUCGAUAAGGGACUGACUCAGUAAGUGAUCCAUAGAGCGGAAUACUAUGUGGUACAAAAAGGAUAAAAAAGCUUAGAUGCUGAUAUGGAGUUAUCUCCUAGAUAUAUUGUUAGAGUGAAAAAAGCCACGUGCAAAAUAGUGCGUGAGUUAUGCUACCAUAGCUUAAAAAGGAGUGGGAAGGAAUCCAGAUACAUGGUGUAUAUACACACACACACGCUUAGAUACAUAUAUUUGCUUGUAUAUGCAUAAAAUAUCUCUGAGAGAAGAAACAAGAAACUACUAACUUUGAUUGUCUCUUGGGAGGGGAACUGAGUGGCUAGGUGAUAGGAGUGACUAAGUGAUGGGAAUCAAGAAUGACUGUAGUUACUGUGUGUUUAAUCUUCAGAUGUGACAGGAAAAAAUUAUGAGGUUAAUUUUUUUAUAUACUUUUGUGAAACUUGUGGCUAUAUUACCCUUCAGAACAUAAAUGCAUAAAAUUAAGAGGAAAAAAAGCAUUGCUUUGGAGUGUAACACAUCUAGGUUCUAAUUCCAGUUUCUUCACAUACUGGCUCUCUGAUGGGGGCAAAUAAGGCCCUCCUUGUCAGCUGUCUCAAGUAAAUGGGUGUAAUACCCAUUUUGUGGGAUAAUGAGGAUUAGCGAUGGUGUGUGUAGAGCACCCGGCAC